Atta colombica is the source of this 1202-nucleotide messenger RNA. Its product is annotated as malate dehydrogenase-like. Gene Ontology annotation, biological process: tricarboxylic acid cycle. Gene Ontology annotation, cellular component: cytoplasm; mitochondrion. The coding region runs from base 1 to 1155 and encodes 384 amino acids. The transcript is spliced from 3 exons. NCBI's taxonomy places the organism in Eukaryota, Metazoa, Arthropoda, Insecta, Hymenoptera, Formicidae. Gene Ontology annotation, molecular function: L-malate dehydrogenase (NAD+) activity. The record is from RefSeq and is a predicted model, not a curated record.
AUGACUGCGUUAUCGAGAUUGUUUCUUGAUUUAUCACGGCGAUGUAGACGUCAUCCUAUUUUCUUACAUCGCAAAUUUUCAAAAAACCUUCCGACUGACUAUAGAAAAGUCCGAGGAGAAUCGAGGAGAAUUGAGGAGAAGAGUGUAAAAAAAUUGACGAAAGAAAAAGAUAAAAAUGUGCAAAAAGACAACGAGGCUAACAUCAGAGUAUGCAUCAUCGGCGGGGGAGUGACGCCUCUUUAUACCGCGAUUCUUUUGAAGCAAUAUAAAAUUAUCAAAAGCAUACGUCUGGUGGAUACAAAGGGCUCUUCAUUAGAGGCUUUGACAGAUAUAUCACAGUUGGAAACCAGCCCUCGUAUAGAUUACUUUCGAGAAAAGGAUAUAAAGCAGGCUCUUAGAGAAGCGAACAUAGUUGCGCUCAUGGACGAGACUGAUGCGGUAUGUAACACGAUGAUCCAGGAGCAAUUCAAAUUGACGGCAAAUUAUGUGCGUCAGAUGACGGAUCGAAUACUGCGCUUCUGUCCGGACGCCCUCGUGGCCGUGUUCGCGCGUCCUGUCACCGCUACGCUUGCAAUGGUCUCGGAGAUCUUCCGGUAUUCCGGCUGGUGGGAUCCCGAUCGGAUCAUCGGCUCAAUCGCGACAUACAGUGGACGAAUUGAAAAGAUGACGGCGGCAAUCCUCAACUUGGAGCAUGCGAGUCUCUCGGUGCCGCUGGCCGGUGGCGCCGACGCACAAACCGUCGUGCCGUUACUGUCGCGUGCUCUUCCCUUUAAUCAAUUCACAAACACACAACGCAAGACCCUGCUGCAAUCAUUUCGGGCCAGUGAUAAGGAGACAAGGAUAGCGUUCGAUGAAGGUCCAUCGUUACCAUCCGGAACGGCCGCUACCAAGUUAAUAAUCAAUCUCGCUGCCGGUCUAUCCGGGUUCAACCAUAUCAUCAUCUGCGCCUACGUACGAUCGGACGUAUUACCGAUCUGCCGAUUUUUCACUAGCGAGCUAGAGCUAGGCCCGGAAGGUGUCAAGCGAAAUUUUGGCUUACCGAAAAUCUCGGCCGCGGAGAUACUCUUGAUCGAACAAGCGAUACCUCUCAUUAACGAGCACGUCGACAUGGCGGUUAACGCAGUUCGGAGGGAAAGGAUGUGCAAGACGCGAUGACGGACUCGGGACUAUAUUUCAGAAAAUCUGGCAGAUUUAUUUGCAGU